AAUGUUUGAAAAGCCAAGCCCUUUUCUUUCCGUUAUUUUCAGAACUGAAAGCUAACUGCGAAGCGUCGUCACUUUAAGCGCGUUGCAAAAACUACUCUUUCUUAACUUUCAAAAAUGCGUGAAUGUAUCUCAGUCCACGUCGGCCAAGCCGGAGUCCAAAUGGGCAACGCGUGUUGGGAACUAUACUGUUUAGAGCACGGAAUUCAGCCCGAUGGCCAGAUGCCUAGUGAUAAAACGAUCGGCGGAGGAGAUGACUCGUUUAACACGUUCUUCAGUGAAACUGGGGCAGGAAAACAUGUCCCAAGAGCUGUGUUCGUAGAUCUUGAACCUACUGUUGUUGACGAGGUUAGAACUGGCACAUAUCGUCAACUGUUCCAUCCAGAGCAACUUAUCACCGGUAAAGAAGACGCCGCCAAUAAUUACGCUCGUGGCCAUUACACAGUUGGCAAAGAACUUAUUGACCUCGUGCUCGACAGAAUUCGAAAGCUGGCGGACCAAUGUACUGGUCUUCAAGGAUUUCUUAUUUUCCAUUCAUUUGGUGGUGGUACUGGAUCUGGAUUCUCCUCCUUGCUCAUGGAACGUCUUUCUGUUGAUUAUGGCAAGAAGUCAAAGCUUGAGUUUUCGGUUUACCCAGCCCCACAAAUUUCCACUGCUGUUGUUGAGCCCUAUAACUCCAUCCUGACAACCCAUACCACUCUUGAGCAUUCUGAUUGUUGCUUCAUGGUUGACAAUGAAGCCAUCUACGAUAUCUGUAGAAGAAAUCUCGACAUUGAGCGACCAACCUACACCAACUUGAAUCGUCUGAUUGGUCAGAUUGUGUCUUCCAUUACUGCAUCUCUUCGCUUUGACGGUGCUCUUAAUGUUGAUUUAACUGAGUUCCAGACCAAUUUGGUUCCCUAUCCACGUAUCCAUUUCCCUCUUGCCACAUACGCACCUGUGAUUUCUGCUGAGAAGGCUUACCAUGAGCAGCUAUCUGUUGCUGAAAUCACCAAUGCAUGCUUUGAGCCUGCCAAUCAGAUGGUAAAAUGUGAUCCUCGACAUGGUAAAUACAUGGCUUGCUGUUUGCUUUAUCGUGGUGAUGUUGUUCCUAAAGAUGUCAAUGCUGCCAUUGCAACAAUCAAGACAAAACGUACCAUUCAAUUUGUUGACUGGUGUCCUACUGGCUUCAAAGUUGGAAUCAACUAUCAACCUCCCACAGUUGUACCAGGUGGUGAUCUUGCUAAAGUGCAACGGGCUGUUUGUAUGUUAAGUAACACCACAGCUAUUGCAGAAGCCUGGGCUCGUCUUGAUCAUAAGUUUGAUUUGAUGUAUGCCAAACGUGCAUUUGUUCACUGGUACGUUGGAGAAGGCAUGGAAGAGGGUGAAUUUUCAGAAGCCCGUGAAGAUUUGGCAGCUCUUGAGAAAGAUUAUGAGGAAGUUGGUGUGGACAGCAUUGAAGGUGAAGAAGAGGAAGAAGGCGAUGAAUAUUAGUCAUCCUAAAAAACAAUCUGUUAACUUUUGUGUGUUAUUUCCUUUGUAAGAUGUCAAUGUUUCAUUGCCGUAAAUGAUUAAAAAGAUGUUGGUGAA
Messenger RNA from Xenia sp. Carnegie-2017, 1566 nucleotides. RefSeq names its product tubulin alpha-1A chain. Gene Ontology annotation, molecular function: structural constituent of cytoskeleton; GTP binding. Gene Ontology annotation, cellular component: microtubule; cytoplasm. NCBI's taxonomy places the organism in Eukaryota, Metazoa, Cnidaria, Anthozoa, Malacalcyonacea, Xeniidae. Gene Ontology annotation, biological process: microtubule cytoskeleton organization; mitotic cell cycle. Bases 115 to 1470 code for a protein of 451 amino acids. The record is from RefSeq and is a predicted model, not a curated record. The transcript is spliced from 4 exons.